Messenger RNA from Lutra lutra (Eurasian river otter), 2270 nucleotides. Its product is annotated as ras and EF-hand domain-containing protein-like. Gene Ontology annotation, molecular function: GTPase activity; GTP binding. The transcript has 16 exons. Lineage: Eukaryota; Metazoa; Chordata; Mammalia; Carnivora; Mustelidae. The record is from RefSeq and is a predicted model, not a curated record.
AUGUCGAAGGAGGUAUGGGAGUUGGUCCUUCCCCAGUCAAGCCUCCAGGAAAAACGUAAGGCUGAGGAAGCCCUCAGUGACCUCAGACGUCAGUAUGAAACAGAAGUAGAUCUACAGGUGACAAUAAAGAAACUUAAAAAGCUAGAAGAACAAUCAAAACACCUAAGUCAAAAAGAAGAUGUGGCUGCCUUACAAAAGCAAAUUUAUGAUUUAUCAAUGGAAAAUCAGAAAGUUAAGAAAGAUCUUUCAGAAGCACAGACAAACAUAGCCUUCCUCCAGAGUGAAUUAGAUGCUUUGAAAAGUGAUUAUGCCGAUCAGACUCUGAAUUCAGAAAGGGAUCUGGAAAUAAUCUGAGAGAACACAGAAGAUCAAAUAGUCUUGAGAGGCAAAUUGAAAUUACUCCAAACAGCUAACUGGAAGUUACAUGACAGUAAUGACGGCCUUAGGAGCUCCCGUGAAAACAGUUAUAGCAAGUUCAACAGAUCUUGGCGCAUAAGUAAUAUAUCACCAGGGAAUAAAAUUUCUAGGAGCAGUCCCAAAUUUAAUGGUCAUUCUCCUCAUCCUCUGGGCUAUGACAGGUCACCCUGCUCCUCCUACGUGGAUGAGGACUGUGACUCGUUGGCCCUCUGUGACCCUAUGCAGAGGAUGAAUUGUGAGGUGGACAGCCUUCCCGAGAGCUGCUUUGACAGCGGCUUGUCUACCCUGAGAGACUCCAACGAAUAUGACUCGGAGGUGGAAUACAGGCACCAGAGGGCACCUCAGAGGUCACAUGGCACACAGGAGAGCUUUGGGGGUGAUGCUUUAGAUGUAGACAUUCCUGAUAUAAGGGAUGAAGAGACGUUUGGUGCUGAAGGUGUGGCUGCCAUCUUAGACUGGAAACCCCAGGGGUCCACUAGUAAGGGCAGCAUCGUCAGUUCUUCAAGAAAGCCCAUCUCAGCUCUGUCACCACAGACAGACAUGGUGGAUGGUGACCAUAAAUCUUCCAGCUCACAGAAGGCUUACCAGAUUGUGCUUGCUGGGGAUGCUGUAAUGGGGAAGUCUAGUUUCCUUACGAGGCUCUGCAAGGAUGAAUUUCGAGGAAAUACAAGUGCCACCCAGGGAGUCGAUUUUCAGAUGAAAGCUCUCUUUGUGGACGGAGAGUGCAUAGUCCUGCAGCUCUGGGAUACGGCUGGUCAGGAGAGGUUCAGAAGUAUCGCCAAGACUUACUUCAGAAGAGCAGAUGGCGUUCUGCUGUUGUAUGAUGUUACGUGCGAGAAAAGCUUUCUCAAUGUUCGAGAAUGGGUGGACACGAUCGAGGAUGCAGCCUGGGAGCGUGCUCCGAUCAUGUUGGUAGGAAACAAGGCUGACCUCCGUGAUGCUGCUGCAGCAGAGGAACAGAAGUGCGUCUCAGGAUACUUGGGAGAAAAACUGGCCAUGACCUAUGGGGCAUUAUUCUGUGAAACCAGCGCCAAAGACGGCUCGAAUAUAGUGGAAGCUGUUCUCCAUCUUGCUCGGGAAGUGAAAAAAAGGACCGAUGAAGAUGACAGUAAAUCCAUCACCAAUCUGACCGGGACCAGUUCCAGAAAGUCAAUGCACAUGAAGAACUGUUGCAGUAGUUAAAUCCCAAACAUCCUUGGCCUGUCAGGUCUUCAGGCCCAGAGUCCUGGGUGUCUGUGACUUGUUUGCUUCUCACAGAGGCGUGGGUCCUCCAGACAUGGCCAGGUGGAAGCUGACAGUGUGGGCCUUGAAACUGUGCUCUUAGAUCCUUCUGGAGCCCUGGCUCUUUGUUAUGUUUCAGUGAAUGAUUGGGGCCCCAUAGUUGAAGGUACUUGUCUUGUCCUUACAGAGUCUCAAAAGAUAACAUGUAAAAAAAAAUGGUAAAAAAAAAAUCAUAUGCUCAGAUCAAAGCUGUAGAAGAAACUUCCUGAUGUAGAUUCAUGUGGUAGCUGACUUUGUAGAUAACCUAAAACAACAUUUUUUUUUCAAAUAUCUGUUACUAGAAUACUAGUAAAAGGGGAUUAUCAUCCUAGCUUUGCUGUCUGUGGUCUCAGACGUGUCAGCAGCCCACGAUAGACCUGUUUCCUCACCUGCAAAACAAGCAGCUUGGCCUUGCAGGCCUUGGCCUCUCGGAUUCUGUGCACUGUAAGGAGUGGGAAGGAGACCACGAUGACCCACAGUUAAUAAGGACUCUGGUUAGUUGGACUUUUUAAAUAUUGGGGCAUUGAUUUUUCUCAUUUCUGAAACAACAGAAUUUAAUUGAGAAAAAAAUAAUGCUGUAGGCUUCAGUGGAG